GUCUUGGUACCACGUGACCACUCUUCCCAUGUCAAUCGAUUAUCCUCCAAUUCAGGGAAUGGAAAGCUCACGACCUUCCCGUAUUACAUGGCUGCUCAGCAAAACAACGAGGAAAUUCGUGAUUCUCUCGGCGAGAAGGCAGAACUCGAUUAUGACGAGAAAACUAAGGCUGGAGAGUUAGCCGUCAAGGUCAUUUGUCUCGGGGAUAGCGCCGUGGGAAAGUCCAAACUUUUGGAGAGAUUCUUGGUUGAUGGAUACAAGCCCCAGCAGCUGUCAACUUAUGCCCUAACCCUGUAUCGUCAUCGUAUGACAAUCAGUGAUGAAUCAGUCCUUGUUGAUUUUUGGGACACAGCUGGACAGGAGAGAUUCCAGUCCAUGCAUGCAUCAUAUUACCACCAAGGCCAUGCAUGCAUAUUGGUUUUUGAUGCCACACGAAAGAUCACAUACAAGAAUCUCACAACUUGGUAUAAAGAGCUCCGUCAUCAUCGCCCAUCCAUUCCCUGCUUCUGUGCUGUCAAUAAAAUAGAUGUGAAUGAGGAGGUGACCCAGAGGAGCUUCAAUUUUCCAGCCAAGUAUGACAUCCCCAUCUACUAUGUGUCUGCAGCAAAUGGAACAAAUGUUGUGAAGCUUUUUACAGAUGCUGUGGAAGCUGCCAUCAGGUACAAGAAAAAUCCAUCAGACUUCAAUGACAUCAUUCUUGAAGAGCUGGAGAGAACAUGAAGUCACAACCACAGUACUCAAUCAGAAUGUGCCUGAGUGUCUUCAAGGAGCUCAACUUGAUUGCAACUCUCUCCCUGAAGCAAUAGGGCCUUCAGGAAUAAACAACACAUGAUUUGGGCAAAACAAGCAUGUUCUUGCUGAAAUGGUGUCAAGUGAAGAUUUUCAAAGCAGAAUACUGGGCUACAUUGACAACAUGAGCAAUGGCAAGGGAUCAGACAUUAAAAAGAGAUCAAGCAACUCUUUAUCAGAAAGUCAUGGAACUACAGGAAGAUGAGAGGAAACAGGAAGGCAAAGAAAGUUGGCAAAUCCAUUGACAUAAAAGACC
Molecule: messenger RNA, 1045 nt
Organism: Darwinula stevensoni
Lineage: Eukaryota; Metazoa; Arthropoda; Ostracoda; Podocopida; Darwinulidae
Source: the annotation of a GenBank genome assembly